Molecule: messenger RNA, 7226 nt
Organism: Culicoides brevitarsis
Lineage: Eukaryota; Metazoa; Arthropoda; Insecta; Diptera; Ceratopogonidae
Product: dynactin subunit 1-like
Biological process (GO): double-strand break repair via homologous recombination; nucleotide-excision repair involved in interstrand cross-link repair; resolution of meiotic recombination intermediates
Cellular component (GO): nucleotide-excision repair factor 1 complex
Molecular function (GO): damaged DNA binding; single-stranded DNA endonuclease activity; single-stranded DNA binding
Source: RefSeq, a predicted model, not a curated record
AUUCAUCGCCAGCAACAACAACAUUGGUGAAAAUUUGGCAAAAAUAUUAAAUUUAAAGUAGAAAGUCUGAACUUUUUUAAAUUUUGAUGGUAAAAAUAUCGCCGAAAAAUGUCUGAAAAAUAUCUGAAAGUCGGACAACGAGUGGAAAUCUCAGGAAAAGAAGUCCACGGAGCGAUUGCUUAUGUUGGUCUCACCAGUUUCGCAACAGGAAAAUGGGUUGGAGUCAAAUUAGACGAGCCAAAAGGGAAAAAUAAUGGAACCAUCAAGGGACAAACUUAUUUUACUUGUGAAGAAAAUCACGGAAUGUUUGUCCGAUCAUCACAAUUAGUAUUUUUGGACGAUAAUGACGUUCCGAUUCCCGAUGCUAACAAGGAAGUAGCAACGCCGGAUGAGAAACCACGUUCGAUUUCACGUCUCAGCAGUGUCAAACGAGGUCCGAACAAGCAAAAUGCUGGAUCUAUGAAGUCAUUGACGUCAAUUCCUGCAGCGAAACCAACAUCCGUUAGAAGGAAAUCGCCCAUUAAGAAUUCGACUAAAAGGAGUAUUACUAACCUAACACCUUCGACUUCGAGCUCUCGUUUGUCACUUUCAAGCAGUCGUCAGAGCCUUGCAGGUUCCCGUACGCAACUUUCUCCGCCAGAAAAGGACCAAACGCCUCCAAAAGCGGCACCCGUCAGCUCUAAUCCAAGCUCUGCUGAGAAAGAAAGUCUCAACGUUUCUCGUCGCCCGACGCCAAGCGCCAUCAGCAGUCCUCCCGAUUCGCUCGUGACAUCAAAACGCGCCUCGUUUGUCGAAACAAAUUUCUUCGAACCCUUGAAAAUUCCCCAAUUCACGCCAGGUCCCGCAACAACAACGCCAAUUAUCACGUCCGAGGAUAAGCUGCAUGCGAUGCAACAACAACAAGAAAUCGACGAUCUCAAGAAGCAAGUGGUCGAUUUGACGGAAAAAUUGGAGUUUCAGAAGAACAAACGGGCGGAAGAUCGCGAAAAAUUGAAGGAAUUCGAACGAUUGGCGACGCAAUACGAACAAGCGCAAGAAUUCAAGUCGAAAAUCAUGGAUGCUCAAACGUCGUUGCAGCGAGAAUUGCAAAGGGCACGACAUGAGGCGAAAGAAGCGAUUGAGGCACGUGAUCGGCAUAUCGAGGAAAUGUCAGAAUUGACGGAAAAUGUCGAAUUAAUCACGUUAGACAAGGAAAUGGCGGAAGAAAAAGCGGAAACACUUCAACUGGAGUUGGAUUUGAUGAAGGAAAAGGUCGAAGAACUGACUCUCGACUUGAAUAUUUUGCGCGAAGAGAUGAAGGAACGUUCCGUUACGAGUACCGAUGGCUCGGGCAUCACAAGUUACGAAUAUAAACAGCUCGAACAACAAAAUGCACGACUUCGCGAGACUUUGGUACGUUUACGGGACUUGUCAGCGCACGACAAACACGAAAUUGGCAAGUUGCAGAAGGAAUUGGACAACAAAAAAUCCGAAAUUGCCGAACUUCAACGCACAAAAGAAAAGUUAUCGGCAAAAGUUGACGAGUUAGAAGCUCAAGUCGUCGAUUUGCAGGAACAUGUCGAUGCGGCGUUAGGUGCCGAAGAGAUGGUUGAACAACUUGCCGAGAAAAAAAUGGAACUCGAGGAUCGCAUCAAGUUACUCGAAGACGAAUUCAUGGAAUUGGAGGCUUUGGAGGAAGUUCACAACCAAAUUAUCGAGUCAAAUCACGAGUUGGAGCUCGAAAUCCGCGAGGAGCUUGACAUGGAAGCCGCUCGUCGUGAAGCGCUUCACGAAAAAGAUGCCGCAUUGGAAACUGUCAUGGAUCGCGACCAAACAAUCCUGAAAUUCCGUGAACUUGUGCAAAAACUAAACGAACAGUGUCAAGAAUUGCGGGAAAAAGUGAAUUCCGACGCGAAUAAACCCUCGUCGAAGGAUCUCAGUGAAACGAUUGACUUCAAACAAGUAUUUGCCGAGUCGAAAGCUCAUACCCGAGCCAUUGAUUUGCAAUUGCGUCAAAUUGAGCUCACACAAGCGCAUGAACAUUGCAAAUAUUUGCUCGCUUACAUGCCAGAGAACUUUUUGGCGCGCGGAAAUGAUCAUGACGCGAUCUUGGUGAUACUUUUGGUGUCGCGUUUGGUCUUUAAAGCGGGAAUUGUCGUCAGUUCGGCACGCGAUCGAUUCUCGCCCGUUGCUACAAUCGAUCGAAACGCGAUUUUGAAUGAACAUGAUGUGCAUCGUUUUAGUUUUCGUUCGAGGCUUUUGCAUCACAUUCAUAAUUUGCAGUCAGUUAUGCAUCAAUUCUUGUAUGCUUUAGGGGCUUGUUCGCCAGAUACGCUGCUGAAAAUUGGCGGUUCGUUGCCCGAAAUGAUCGCGCAAGAAAAAACGUUGGAUGGAAUCGUUGAGCUGCUGAAAAAUAAUCAGCUGGAUGAGAAUUCGUCGACUGAUAAUCUUGAAAAGUGCGUCGCUUUCUUCCACGCCAUGCACUCCGUCUUGCUCGCUGGCGAAAACUUAACGAACGAGACCCAAAUGGUUCGCGAUUACAUUCAAGCCAUUUCCGCAGCUUGCGAUGCAAUCUCCACAGAUGCCAGUAUUACGCAAACUCUCAUAAAUGGCGCCGAUGCCACAAGCGAAUCGGGUUUGUUGAUGCAAUUCAUUGUGCAAAAUAUCGAAUCGAUCAAGCAACAAGUCAAACUCGUGAAACGUCGAUUGCCCCAAGAUGCGACAAUUACCAAGUGCAAUCUUUCGCCCAAAACUCUCUUGAAUUUGCGCGCCAUCUCGGAGAGUCUCAACAAAGUCAUGAACGUUUUGUACACCGUGUCGAAGCAAACGAUGCUCUACGUGAGUCUCGAGUCGGAACCUGACUCGACAAUUCCUCACGAUAAACUUUGGGAACAUUUGUCGAACACGUGCGAACGCGUUUACGAACAAGAAGAUUUGGGCCCCUCGCAAAAUAUCCGCGAAGUACUUAACAACACAAACCUGAAUAUUACUCAGCUGGCGCAAUAUUUGCUCGAUCACGAAUACGAAAUUCAGUCGGCGAAGAAUACGGACAAGACGAAUCCUCCGAUUUUCGAACGGGCGACUUUGGUGAAGAAACAAAUGGAAGAAACGAAAACGCUGACGGCAACUUUGGAGAAUCGCGAGGCCGAAAUUCGUCAAUUGAAGAUGGCAGCGAAGUUAAAACAAAACGAAUUAUCGGAAAUGCAAAUCCGCAAAGACUUGGCGGAGAAAAAGUUGUCGGUGUUGCAAGUAGAAUUGCAAGCAAGCACCUCAAAAUUGCAGAAACAGUACGAAGAAGUCACGGAAUUACUGAAAAAAAAAGAGAAGGAAUUCGAAGAAACAAUGGACCACUUGCAAAACGACAUCGACUCUCUCGAACUCGAGCGUAGCGAUUUGCGUGACAAGCUCAAAAAUUACUCAUCCAGCAGCAAAAAAGGCGAUCUCAAGACAACUACCGUACUCGAUAUUAGUGCCAGCUCUCCGUACAUCGCACAAGAGUUGUCGUUGCUUAAGAAGGCAUACAAUGACGAACGCGCAGAACGUCUCAAACUCCAAGCGAGUGAACUCAAGAAAGUUUUGGACAACUUGGAGCCCAUUUACGUGCCGAAACCCAAGGAUAAUCGCAUUGAUGAGCUCCAAAAACAAUUGCACAAAGUGAAAUAUGAUUAUGUUAUGUCAUUAGUCAAAGGAGGUGAAAUUCCGAAGGCAAAAACGAAACAUGCAAAUCUCUCGAAACUCAUAAUGGACAAGCAAGAACAACAGAAACAACUGAAGCAAGAGGUAAAGGCAAAAGUUGAGUUCUUGGCGGCGGAAAUAGUGAAUGAAUAUAUCCAGAGGAAGCCAUUUAGGGCGAACAAAGGGGAUUUUGCACAAUUUCCAUCAAAUGAGUUGUCAAAGGUUUUUAGAGUUGAAUUGCGUUACAUUAUUUUGUCGCACGACGAUAUCGACGAGGACGAAUCAUCGGCCGCUGGCUCCUCAGCGAUAGUCAUUUUGCCGAUUUUCUUGAUGAUGGGCGAAAUAUUUGGCGACUUGACGAAUCGACUGCCCGGCGAAAAGGUACGCGUGUUCAGAUUAUUUGUCUUUUUGCGCCAUUCGACACUUAACAACGAGUCAUUGGACGAGUUGAAGGGAGAUCCGUGGAAGAAACUCUCACUUAUUCCGAGCAUUGGGGUGAUGGGAGAACUUUUGAAGAAAAUGGAAGAAUUACCAUCGACAUCUGCAGAAAAUGAUGAAAAAAGUCAAAAAUCGUCGGAAAUGGAGACAAACGAGGAUGAAGACAAGGAACUCGCGAAUUUAGUAGAUGCGGAAGAAUUUAUUGAGAAAAAUGGCGUUGGGAUGUUGGAGUUUGAGAAACAAAUGUUUUUGGAUGUUUUGCAUUCGGAUGCUUUGGUUGUGUGUGCAAAGGGAAUUUCGUAUGAACGAGUACUAGUGAACCUCUUAAAAGUUUAUUGUGAUCCAGGAAAUUUAAUUUUGGUCGUCAACAGCACGGAUUACGAAGAAAAAUUUUAUAAAAAGGAACUUGACACUCAUUUGGUGUACGAAUCUUCAACAAAUGCUAAUGAAAGAGAACGCGUUUACUACCAAGGCGGCAUCCAAUUCAUAUCGACCCGAAUAUUAGUUGUCGAUCUCUUGAAAAAGCGAAUUCCCAUCGAACUAAUUACUGGAAUCUUCGUUUUACGAGCUCACAAAGUCAUCGAGUCCUGCCAAGAAGCUUUUGCACUCCGUCUUUAUCGACAACACAACAAAACUGGAUUCGUAAAGGCAUUUUCCAACUUUGUCGAAGGUUUCACUCAAGGAUAUGGACAUGUUGAAAAGGUCAUGCGUAAUUUAUUCAUCACUGAACUCCUGAUUUGGCCCCGAUUUCACGCUACCAUCCAAAAAUCCUUGAAACCGUUCGAACCUCAAGUCAUCGAAUUUCACUUGCCAAUGACGCAAAAGAUGACUCUCAUCCAAACGUGCCUUCUGGACCUCAUGGGAUUCUUGGUAAAGGAGAUAAAACGUUUAAAUCGCUUUGCGGACCUCGAAGAAUUAUCCGUGGAAAAUUGUGUCACGAAACAAUUUGGAAAAAUUCUUCAAAGUCAAUUAGACACCAUUUGGUAUCGUCUCAGCUCGCAAACGAAACUUUUAAUUGCUGAUUUGAAGAUUUUACGAAAUUUAAUGUUCGCUACAAUUCAUAACGAUUCCGUCACUUUAUUCGCUUUGGUGAAGCAAUAUCGAACCACAAACUAUGCCUUAAAGAAUUCUGGAUGGAUUUUACUCGAUUCUGCCGAACAAAUGUUUAAUUUGGUCAAACAACGCGUUUACAACAAAGAAGGUGAAUUCGAUCCGGAACCGUGUCCCAAAUGGAAAGCUUUAUCCGACGUCUUGAGACUCGAAAUCCCCAACGAUAUCAAAGAAACGAUCAAAGCUGCGAAGAAAGAACGGAAAAAAAUCGACAAUUCCCCCGUAAAAGUGCUGAUUUUGUGUCAAGAUGCUCGCACGUGUUACCAAUUGAAUCAAUAUUUGACACAAGGACCCGAAAAAUAUCUUUUUUACUCGGCCAUGAAGAACGACGUGACUUUACAAAAGUUGUCGAGUAACUAUUUGAAGAUGAAAAGUCUCGAACGGGAUCGUACCAAAGUUCAAAUUGAGAGUGUCGAUGCUUAUCGAGGCCAAAAAAGACAGGAAAAGUCCGUUAAUGUUGAUGAAAAAGCCUCGGGACCUUCUUUAAAGCAGCAUUUCUUGAAGAAAAAAGCUGAAGAAGCAAAGGAACAGAAUCAAGAAUCAACGGAAAAGCAAGAAAUGGAGGAUUUACUGCUGAAAGACGACACAGAAGACAUUUUUUAUCGCGAUUCCUACGUUCUUACCAUGUCCCAAAAGGACGAAGUUGACUUAAAUUUGGAUGAAACGUUCGAUACUUCCCGCUCAGACGAUUUAUUUUUCGAAUCGUUUGCGGAAAUGGAACAAAUGGACAUCACAUCGGUAGUUGCGAUGACCUCAAAGCCCCUUGUGUUCAUCCAAACCUUCAAAUCGGAGCAAUAUGGCUUCGUUGCCUUGGAUAAAGUGCUCGACGAAUUAAAACCGCGUUAUAUUAUCAUGUAUCACUUGAAUGUCACGGCAAUUCGUCACAUUGAGGUCUUUGAGGCACGCAUGCAACGCGAACAGGAAGCACGAUUAAAGGUCUUUUUCCUGCUUCACAACAAAACUGUCGAGGAACAAGCUUAUUUGACGCUUUUAAGACGCGAAAAACAAGCAUUUGAACUGUUAAUUGGCACGAAACAGCACAUGGUGAUCCCAAAAUAUCAAGAUGGCAGGUCCGAUGACAUCUUGGCGCAAAUUCAGAAGGAAAUUGCCGAAGAAGCGGGCACUUCGACACGCAAAGCUGGAGGUCAAUUAUCGCAAGCGGCACGAACAAUACCAAAAAUUAUCGUGGAUAUGCGGGAAUUUCGCUCGGAUUUGCCCUGUUUGAUCCAUAAAAGAGGGAUUGAAGUCUUGCCCGUGACAAUAACUAUUGGAGAUUACAUUUUAACACCUGAAAUUUGCGUGGAACGAAAAUCAAUAUCAGACUUAAUUGGAUCCCUUGCUUCAGGUCGACUGUACAACCAAUGCGUACAAAUGUCUCGUUAUUACGCAAAACCCAUUUUGUUGAUUGAGUUUGACAAAGACAAACCUUUUCAUUUGCAGCGUCAUUUCAUGGUUUCCAACGACACAAGUUCCAACCUUGAAAUUAUGCACAAAAUUCAGUUGCUCACGUUACAUUUCCCAAAACUGAAACUUGUUUGGUCUCCGAGUCCUUAUGCCACAGCGCAACUUUUCGAAGAGCUAAAAAUCAACAAAGAAGAACCGGAUCCGGAGACAGCAGUUGCUUUGGGGUCAGACGAUGCCCUCAACGAUCUCGAUGUCAUUUCGGAAAAAUAUAACCAGAAUAUUCAUGAUUUUUUGUUGAAAUUACCGGGAAUUAAUUCUUUAAACAUUGGAAGAGUACUGAAGCAUGGCGGAAGCUUAAAACAACUCUUGAAACGAUCCGAAGAGGAAUUAAAAGAACUCGUUGGCAAUUCAAUCGACGCUAAAUUACUUUACGAUGCCUUACAUGUCGAAGCAAAACCACCCAAAGACGAAGUUAAAGUAGGAAAAAGUACUCAACCGAAAUUCAAACGAGGUUUCGGCGAAAAAUUUAAGUCUUAAAAGUCAUUUUUUGUAAUGUGAAUCCUUAAAUCUAAAUAUUUUUUGUUUGUUUUUAUAAAAUAAAUGUUAAAUUUUUGCAUCAA